UCAAGAAGGAACUCACCGUCAAUCUCAUCAUCGCCUGCGCACUCUUCUCUAAAGUUUAUCUGUGUUACAACCAACGGGGCAAAGGACUUGGAGGCAGCCGUGGUGCAGAAAGAAAAAUGAGUUCUACAGAACGCAAUGAACAAGGGCUCGAAAUGAACGGGAUUGCAAGGGAUCAAAAUGGGAGGACUGGAACAAGGGAGAUUCAAGAUAAACCUGCACUACAGAAAGUUGUCACGGUGGUCCGGAUUGUGAUCACCCACAUUUUUUCCAUGCUGGUUCUGGCAGUGAUGUUGUGGGCUUAUGUCAAGGGCUUCAAGCUGUCCAGUUCUUUGUUCAACAUUGUCUCCUUUGGCUUCUAUGGUCUCGUCCUGGGCUUCCAUAUCCUCAUCCAGAGUCUUUUUGCCUUUGUGGAGCACCGACGUAUGAAUGCACGGCAUGAACCUUGUACCUACAGGAAAACUAUUGGCCUCACUAUCUCCGCCUACCAGGAAGACCCUGCCUAUCUGAGAGAGUGUCUUAAUUCUAUACGUGGUCUUGCAUAUCCACCUGAGCUCCUGAAGAUCAUCAUGGUCGUGGAUGGCAACACAGAAGAUGACCGCUACAUGAUGGAAAUGUUCAGGGAGGUGUUUGCUGAUAAGAAUCCUGCCUGCUAUGUGUGGGACAACAAUUAUCACACAUGGGACCCCGACAAGCAGACCAACAGUUUGCCAGCAGAGGAUGCUGGCAUGGAAAUUGGAGGGGAAGAUCCUCAGAGAAACGUGGUGGAAGAUUUGAUCAAUAGCAAAACGUGUGUCUGCAUAAUGCAAAAGUGGGGCGGUAAGAGGGAAGUGAUGUACACGGCCUUCAAAGCAUUGGGGACAUCAGUGGAUUACGUCCAGGUGUGUGAUUCAGACACCAAAUUAGACCCUUUAGCUACAGUGGAACUUUGCAAGGUGUUGGAGAGCAAUGAAAAAUAUGGAGCAGUUGGGGGUGAUGUGAUGAUCCUCAAUUUGAAAGACUCCUACAUUAGUUUCAUGAGCAGUCUCAGAUACUGGAUGGCCUUUAAUGUUGAGAGAUCCUGCCAGUCUUUCUUCAACUGUGUGUCCUGCAUCAGCGGUCCGCUAGGUCUCUAUCGAAACGAUCUCCUUCAGGAGUUUCUGGAGUCCUGGUACAACCAGAAGUUCCUGGGCACACACUGCACCUUUGGGGAUGAUCGACACCUCACAAAUCGUAUGCUGAGCCUGGGCUACGCCACAAAGUGA
This is a messenger RNA of Brienomyrus brachyistius, 1241 nucleotides long. RefSeq names its product hyaluronan synthase 1-like. The record is from RefSeq and is a predicted model, not a curated record. Bases 117 to 1241 code for a protein of 374 amino acids. Gene Ontology annotation, biological process: hyaluronan biosynthetic process; extracellular matrix assembly. The transcript is spliced from 5 exons. Lineage: Eukaryota; Metazoa; Chordata; Actinopteri; Osteoglossiformes; Mormyridae. Gene Ontology annotation, molecular function: hyaluronan synthase activity.